Molecule: messenger RNA, 663 nt
Organism: Malassezia pachydermatis
Lineage: Eukaryota; Fungi; Basidiomycota; Malasseziomycetes; Malasseziales; Malasseziaceae
Product: vacuolar sorting protein vps24
Exons: 4
Coding region: 1-663 (220 amino acids)
Biological process (GO): protein transport; late endosome to vacuole transport; endosome transport via multivesicular body sorting pathway
Cellular component (GO): multivesicular body; ESCRT III complex
Source: RefSeq, a predicted model, not a curated record
AUGCAGUCUAUAAAACGGCUCGUAUAUGGUCCGACGAAGGAGGAACGUGUACGAGAAGUACAACGCCGCCUUCGUCAAGAGCAGCGUGGCCUAGACAGAGAGAUCCGACAAAUUGAUCAGGCCAUCGUGAAAGUCAAAGGUGAUAUCAAGCGACUAGCGCGCAAAGGAGACGUGAAAAAUGCGACAGUGCUUGCCAAGGAGGUAGUUCGAUCCAAGAAGCACAGGACCCGCUUGAUUACAAGCAAGGCACAACUCAACAGCAUAUCCCUCCAGCUGCAGCAGCAAUUAUCGAUGCUUAAGGUAACGGGGCAUCUCCAAAAGUCCACAGAAAUCAUGAAACUAUCGAACAACCUUAUCAAGAUACCCCAGAUGUCGCAGUCUAUGCGGGAAAUGAGCGCAGAGCUCAUGAAGGCAGGGAUCCUCGAAGAGAUGAUGCAGGACACAUUGGAUGCCAGUAUAUUGGGCGAAGACCAGGACGAAAUCGAGGAAGCCGCGCAGGGCGAGGUCGAACAGGUGCUCUACGAACUGACAGAUGGUCAAUUGGGAGAGGCUACGUCGGCCUCAGCUUUGCCACAGCUAGACACAGGGGCCACGUCGCAUGCCGAUGCCGAGAACAUAGAAGAGAUGCAGGCCGCUCUGCAGGGCUUGUUGCAAGGGCAGUAG